AUGCGUUUAAUAAUUUUCACCGUGACACUAAGUCUACUGGUAACUUGGUCUUGUGAACAACAACAGCAACAACAAGAACAAGAGCAACAACCGCAGCAACAGGAAAAGCAACAACAGCAACAGCAGAAACAUUAUAAUUUAUCAAUUAUGCUAAAUGCCAUUGACUCGGAUAUGCCAUUAUCUUUGCAAAAUUCUAUUAGUGCUUGUUCGAGUAUAAUACAUGAGUAUUUUGUACCCAUUACAGGCAGUUUCAUGGUCAGCACACAUGUAGAGGAGUUGUAUCUAAAAUGGCAUUUAAAAGAUUUUUUGAAUAAUGUUUUACUCAAUUUGCCCAUGAUAAAAGUGGAAAUUGAAAGUAAGAGUUCGAGUGUUAGAUAUCUAACAAUGAAUCGUAAAUAUAAUCUAAUUGUAGUGGAUAGCAUCGAAUCACUGAGACAAUUAGAUCCAGCUAAUUACACUAGAAAUUAUGAUAUACAGGAACACUACCUGGUGUAUUUAAUGCAUGGCUCAAGAUUUGCUAAUCUAUUCAGUGUGCUCAAUCAAAUGUUUGGAUAUUUUUGGCAAAAUUCUAUUAUAAAUGUUUCAUUAAUGACAGCUAACAAAGAAUUUAUUGUGGAUGUAUUUACCUACUUUCCUUUCGACAACUAUUUAACUUGUAAAAUGCCUUUAGUCGAACAAAUCAAUUAUUAUUCUGGCUCUUGGUCAAAACCUAUUACUUUGACAAUUUUUCCUGAGAAAUUGGACAAUUUAGAAAAGUGUCCAUUAGGUGUGGCUGUUUGGAAUACACCACCUUAUUUAAGCUAUUUAAAAAGUGAUGAAGGUUUUUAUAAAAUUGAUUACUUUGAGGCUGUGUUGCUGGAAGUUUUGUCAGAAAAAUUGAAUUUUUCUUUAAAUUUACAAGAACCACCUAAUAAUGAACAGAGAGGAAAGGUUUUAGCCAAUGGCACUUUAACGGGUGCCAUGAAAAUGCUUCAUGACCAUUCAGCCGAUCUUAGUUUGGGUUCAUUUCGUUAUACUCUGGAGCGUUCCACAGUGUUGACAGCAGCUGUACCCUAUUAUCAAACGCAUCAGAUUUACGGUAUUCUCACAAAUACGCAACUUUAUACAUCAUUGGAAAUAUUGUUGUAUCCAUUUGAUAACAUAACAUGGAUUAUUAUAUUUUUAAGUCUUUUAUUAGGUCUCUUCAUAGCAAUUGUCAUAGACUACUUUUAUGACAAAUGUUUACUUAUUCAAGUAGCAAUAGGUUAUCCAGCCCUAAAAACACCUACAACUGAUGUACUUCGUUUUCUAAUGGGCCAAUCUUUGAUACAAAUUCCCGAAACUAAUUUUGCACGUUUUAUGAUUAUUUUUUGGCAUAUUUAUGGUUUACUGCUACGCACCGCUUAUCAGUCAUUGCUAUUUCAAUUACUUAAACUAAAUGUAUAUCAUGAACCUCCUAAAACUCUGACAGAUCUUAUUAACCAACAAUGCACUUUAGUCAUGACAGAAGGUACUUACGAUUCCGUUUACACUGUGAACCGCAUACAGCAGGGUUUUAUAGAGGUUAUAAAACUACAGAAUACUUCCGAACAAAGUUCGUAUUUCUUCGUUGAGUACGAUAAACAAGAUCGCUGUUUAGCGGCUGUUUCUUCGAAAGAUUUUCUAACUUACCAUGUUAUCAACGAACGAAAAAGAGGGGUAUUUUAUGUUUUACCUGAGAAAAUUUUUGCUCAACACAUUACUAUGUAUUUUUCAAAACAUUCUUUUCUAAUAGAUCGUUUUAAUGAAUUGUUUAUGAAUCUGCGCGGCAUGGGUCUCAUAGACUUUUGGGCUCAUCAAAGUUUGGAUACGGAUUAUAUAGAAAAUAAACAUAAAACUGAUUUUAAGUCCAUAAAUCUAAGUGAUAUAAAGGGAAUUUUAAUUAUUUGGAGUGUUUUACUUUUAGCAACUGUAGUUGUAUUCUUCUUGGAGGUUGUCAUAUUUAAUGUAAACGUUUUUGUAUAUAAUGUGCAAAAUUAA
Molecule: messenger RNA, 1998 nt
Organism: Lucilia sericata (common green bottle fly)
Lineage: Eukaryota; Metazoa; Arthropoda; Insecta; Diptera; Calliphoridae
Exons: 3
Coding region: 1-1998 (665 amino acids)
Source: RefSeq, a predicted model, not a curated record